Vespula pensylvanica (western yellowjacket) is the source of this 2392-nucleotide messenger RNA. Its product is annotated as zinc finger protein 652-A-like. Gene Ontology annotation, biological process: regulation of transcription by RNA polymerase II. Gene Ontology annotation, molecular function: chromatin insulator sequence binding. Gene Ontology annotation, cellular component: chromosome. The record is from RefSeq and is a predicted model, not a curated record. Lineage: Eukaryota; Metazoa; Arthropoda; Insecta; Hymenoptera; Vespidae. Bases 489 to 1916 code for a protein of 475 amino acids. The transcript has 10 exons.
GAUCGAUGAUAAGAGAUAAUUAAAAAGAAAGAAUGCGAAUCCCUUUCAUGGGAAUACGUUUGAGAUGCGCUUACAGCACCGCGGAUUUUUCCAGACGCGCGCGAUUUUAUUCUGCGCAUGGAAAGCAAUUUUGCCCAAUCAUAAAUAGGGCUAUUGUGGGGGGAUGGUGUAUGCCGCUGGCGCAUUUCAUACAUCCGAGUGUAAUGGUAACGAGAUAGAGGCGUCGCGCGGGGAUAUCGGCCGGACCGAUCGUCGACCGAUUACUACUACUACUACUACUACUACUACUGCUACUACUGCUACUACUACUACUACUGUUACGGUUGGGGGAUGAGACUACGUAAUGACGAUCGGGCACAGUUGCGGUAGGCCACCAGAGGGGCACCUGUAAGAGACACAUCCAAUCCCUAAUCCAUCUUCUUAUUCUUCUUUAAAAAAUAAAAUAACCGAACCGGAGCACAUGUCUGACGUCACAGAUCACAAGACGGAUGGAAUAUGGGAUUUGGAGUCUUCAUGUUGCGGGUGAACUUUGGGGAGACCCACGCCUCACCCGUAGACAUCACCCAAUCUUGCCCCCAAAUGCGUCACAAAUACUUCCGAGGGCUGCUUUAGCCCUUAGUGCCCUACAUCAACCAACAACAAAUAUGGUACCAUUGCCGUUAACUUUUAAUGGGCCGCCUUAUAGCCCAAUGGAAUUGGUUACGAAAUCUUCCGGAAGUAAUAACGAUUUAGAAUCGGCCAAAGACGAUACUUAUCGUACUGAAGAAAAUGAUGAUGGCGAUGAUAACGAAGGCAACGAAGAAAACAUCGAAAAACCCGACGAAAAUGAAAAUCAAACUUCUAAACAAAUUGAGACUAAUGAAAAUGAAGAGGAGGAGGAAAGUGAUACAGGAAGUACCGGAAGUUCGCGUAAGUCGACUAAUAACAAUUUCCCAACGAAAUUGUUAAACCCAAUGUCCUGUUUAGGUCUCGAUAAGGAAGGUGCGAUAUCGCCAGUGUUAAAUGGUUGGGUAUUAGGUGCUUAUACGGCAAUGUUAGGAAGGUUAUCAGCAGCUACUGCAGCAUUAGAAGCUACACAAAUUCCAAAUAUACCUUCCGAUAGUGAUUCCGAAAGCGAGCAUUCUUCUUACACGGAGAGAUCAAGAGGUAGUAGUCCAAACGCUAAUAACGUACAUCGAGGAUAUUCAUGUGGUUCUUGCGACGUAGUAGCCCCAACUAGACCAGCUUUAAGGAAACAUAUUGCGGAUUGUCAUCCGACAUUAAAUGGUACGGAAACGAGAGAAUCAAGGACUUGUCCUGCCUCAGGUUGCGAUUUUACAACGAAUAGUAGAUGCGAAAUGGAAACUCAUGUAGCAGCACAUGUAGCACAAGGAAUGACACCUACCGGAAAGAAACGUACGCUGGCCUUGCAACGCGUCAGGUAUAGAUACGAAAGAGAGGAAUAUCGAUGUACCUUAUGUUCCUAUGCCUGUACGAUCGAGAAAGCUUUCCAAAGGCAUUUAAGGGCACACGCGAGAGGUACGGCUCCAGAAACAAGAGUUAGUUGUGCAGUAUGCGGUGCUGAUAGAUCAUCCGAGGUUGAUCUAAGUAGACACAUGAGAAGGCAUCGAGACGAUCGUUACUUUUGUUGCGAUAUUUGUAUCUUCCGUACGGUUCAAUUGAAAAAGUUGAUUCAACAUCGUCGCAUGCACACCGGCGAGAAACCACAUCUCUGUCCGCAUUGCGCAUACAGAAGUGCACGACGUGAUAAUCUACGCAGUCACGUUAGACGAGUCCACAAGAAAGAGAAUUUAUAUUGCGAUACGUUCAGUCCACGUGGCAUGUUGAUAGCGCCAACUAUGAACGAUAAAGAUGACUCGAUCGUCGUACAAAGUCCCGCAUCAUCGCCGUCCUCCAAUCCUGAGUCGACGAAUUAGUGCAAAACGAAGAUAUAUUAGUGCAAGGGAAAGAACGACUUAGCCUCUAAACGACUUUCGGUCAGAGAAUUUAUUGACGAGUUUGGGAUAUGAUUCAUUCGAAAUGUUUUCACUAUAAAACGCAGUAGCCAUACGCGAUAAUUGUUUUUUCUUUCUUUUUCUUUUUUCUUUUUUCAUACAAAUUUUUCUCUUCUCCCUCUCGAACGAUGAAACAUCGAAUGGCAGUCGAAAGAUACAAUGGAAACAUCGAGAUAGAAAAAUCUAAAUAUAAUCUUUCUUUUUUCUGGUGAAUUCGAUGCGAAUGUUCUAAACCGGAAAUGUACGGUAUCGCGAAACUGGUAAUAGUGAGUCACGUUUCACGUUUAAUCAGAGAACAUAGGAUAGUUUUUACACGAGAAUUUAUUACUUUCCAUCUCGAUUGUCUGUGAUUAUUAUCGAGUGGCGAAAAAAGGGGGUUAGGGGAAGGGAGAAAGGGG